Camelus dromedarius (Arabian camel) is the source of this 5621-nucleotide messenger RNA. Its product is annotated as ankyrin repeat domain-containing protein 26. Gene Ontology annotation, molecular function: protein binding. The record is from RefSeq and is a predicted model, not a curated record. The transcript is spliced from 33 exons. Bases 1057 to 5379 code for a protein of 1440 amino acids. Lineage: Eukaryota; Metazoa; Chordata; Mammalia; Artiodactyla; Camelidae.
UUUAUGAAGUCACUGCCUUUCUAUUAGAAAAGAAAGAUGUUCAUGGUGCCUUCUUAACCAGGAGGCCCCCCACGCCCAGCUCCUGCUGUGCCUAGAAGACCUGUCAGGAAGGACGCCAGGAGGGGGCUGCAGAACAGUGACCGACCUUGGGUCACUGCUGGGCCCAGGCAGCAAGAAGCAAUGAGUCCCUGUGGGCAGGAGGCCGGCAUGUGCACGGACAGCAGAGCAGAGCCGCUGCUGGCAGCCCCAGGCCGGCGUCCGGGCCCCGGAUAUUAGGAGUCACUGCUGCCCCCUUGGUCAUCUGAAGCCCUCUCCUCCUCCUGCCUCGGCUCAGAGUCUUUGGGACGUAGCCCCAGCCUUGCCUCUGCAUCCUGGCAUGCCAAGGCCUGGCCCGUGCCUUCCUGCCCAGCCCGCGGAACCCCGGCAGCCCCUCCAGCUAGGCGCGGCCCCGGGUGCCCUUUGGAUUUUCCAUCCACUGCUGUUGCUGCUUCUGGGGGCACCAGGCUUGUGUGUCCUCGGGGGGCAGACGUGGUUCCUGGGGCUGAGCCGUGUCCCAUGCUGAUGCAGGGCAGGUUCUUCAGGUACUUCUUAGAGGCUGCUGAGUUCCCUUCCAGCACCUCACGCUGCUCCUGGAUGCUGCGCAACCCAGACCCGUGCCAGCACAAGCUCUACAUGAGGGUGGCCAAGGCACCGCCUGCAGCAGCCCCGCCCGCAUCCACACCUACCAGUUCGACUCCUUCCUGGAGUCCGUGCGCACCUACCUGGGCAGGGAGAGCUGUGAUGAGGUGCUGAGGCUCUUUGACCCUUUGGGGCCCCUGGCCUUCCUGCAGGCCAGCAGGCAGUUCCUGCAGAUGAAGGGACAGCAGCCUCCCCAAGACAGUGACUGCAGGCCCUAGAGUGUGGCCCUCCCACCCCAACAACGACCUCUCCGUGGAGCACCUGGUCACGGGCAACUGCAGCUGCAGCGACGUGGCUGGUGGCCCUGAGAACUGCCUCACCAGCCUGAUCCAGGACCGGGGCGGGGAUGCGCCCCAGUGGUGAGAGGACUGGCCAGAAAUGUCCAAGUGUACAAUCCACCAAACAGCGGGCACGUUGGCUGGACCCCGCCCCUGGCCGGUGCGGCAGCGCCGCGUGUGUGCGCUCCCCUGGCUGGCACGAGGCCCCCGGAACCUGACUGCCCUACACUUAGCCUGCAGCAGCGGCAAGUCAUCAGUGGUGACUCUCCUCAUAGAGUGGAAGUGUGAUCUGAAUGCUCGUGAUGAGGAAGGCAAGACAGCUCUCAUGAAGGCUGUAGAAUGCCAGGAAGAAGUAUGUGUCACUAUCAUGCUGAAACGCGGUGCUGACCCAAAUCUUAAGGACAACUGUCAAAACACUGCUCUGCAUUACGCUGUCUUGGCUGAAAAUACAUCAAUUGCAACAAAGCUGCUCCGCUAUAAUGCAGAUAUUGAGGCGAUAAACAAGUAUAACUUCACACCAUUUUUACUCGCCAUCAGGGAGAACAAAGAAAUGGUCAGAUUUUUGAUUGAGAACGGGGCAAAUAUACAUGCAGUUGACAAGGCGGAAAGAUCAGCGCUCAUGCUUGCUGUGUUUCAUGACUCACCGGACAUAGUCAGGCUGCUUCUUCAGAAGCGUGUUAAUGCCGAUUCUCGAGAUUUACACGGAAUGUCUGCUGAAAGAUAUGCUUGUCGUAAUGGUUUUAAACACCUUUACCAACUGAUUGUCGACUACAGAGACGGAAAGAUACCAACUACUCCCCCUCAAAACAGCGACCUAGGACAGAGUUCUGCUAAGGAGAGCUUACCUUCUUCGCAUGCUGGGGCAGAAAAUAUCCAAGAAAAGUUGCAAUUGUCCAGCAAGGACAACGAAGAAGAAACGGUUGUCAAGUUGGGAACCAGAAAUGGCAGCUACAUGGAUUCACUGAAGAAUGUUGAGCAGAAGAAGAUUUUAGUGACUAAGUUUGCACCGAGGUUUGAAGACAUCUCUGUAAGCCGUAUUUCACCCAAACAUGAUGUUGAUGAUUCACGGCCUCCAUCAGAUGGUAACUUAGAUCUUGCUCCCAAGAAAGUCCGGCAUCCAAGAUCCGCAAAGCCAAUUCAGGCCUGGGGAGAACCCAUGAUAAACACAGAGGCAAAAGAUGGUGUUUUGAAACCAGGAACUGGCACCUUCUUUGAGGACGAUAAUUCUAAUAGUGAAAAUGAAGAUGCGGUUAGAACUGUUUCUCAACCAUCAACUGAAGUUUCAGGCUUUUCUCACCCUGCCUUCCCAGCACCGGAACCUCUCACGUCUUCAGCAGUCCUUGGUGUUACAGAGGAAGAGGCAACAAAGCCAAAAACUGGGGGAAAAGAGAACGGCACUCGGACUAUUAACAGUGUUCUAAAGGAGCAAGCAGAUCAUAGCAAAUUGAUUUCUACUGAUGGAGCACACAAAAGUGACAGAGAUGCAACACCAGCAUUAAGAUUCAAAGAAAAGAAAGAUGCAGAAUCAUCCUGGGUUUUUGAGAGUAUCUCCGAGAUUCAACUACCGAACUAUGUUGAACAUUUAUCUGGAACUGCAGGUCUAGGAGAAAAAAAUACAUUAAAUGGACAAGUAGAAAAUUCUACUGAAAAAUAUCCUCACUUGAAGCCUGCAGUUGGAGUGAAAGAUUCUGUUCCUAAUAAAACAAGAGAAAUGAAGAAUUUACAAACAUUCAAAUCAGCAGGCCUAGACUUCCAAAGGGCAUCUGAGGAAGAGCAAGAAAGACUUGAUGGGAGUGAAAAUAGCCACUCACAGGUUGAAGUAGAAGAGAGCGGGAACAAAAGUAGUGAACUGAAAGGAUCAGAAACCAUGUGUGAUGGCAGUUAUUACAAAGGAUUCACUCGGCAGAGGAAGAGGGGAAAAACUGAUGAUCAGCAGUUUCCUGCUCUGCACAAAGGAAAUUCUGAUAGUAGCUGUCCUGGCUCGUAUAUGACAGAAGUAAAGAAGAAUGAAAGUGAAAAACGGACAUUAAAAGCACCUGUGACUUCACGUGUAUUUGCGAAGACUGCCUCGCUGGCUGGUGGUCUCCUACACGUGAAUGACAACAGCAAUUUAAGUGAAAGAGAUCAAGGUUGUGGCAGAUCUUCAAAGAAAACGUCUACUAAAAUGCACAAGGUCAAAGAGCAGAUGAAUUCUGUGGAUGACCUCGAUGACUUAACUCUGUCACCGGAAACAGCUUCCGAGGACUGCGAGUCGCUUUUCCCUAAUUAUAAGAAUACCCUGAAGCUACUCGAACAACUUGGCCCGGAGAGUAAAGAUUCUGAUAGGUUAUUGAAAAUUCAGGAUCCAGUUCAUUCAUUCAGAUCAACAGAACUGAAAGAAUCUGACUGUGCACUACUUAGAGGAAAAAUUAAAGAAAUGGAAAAUAAGGUGAACUGGCUACAAACAGAGCUGCUGAAAACAAGAGAAGCAAAAUCACAGUUAAAACUUCAAAAUGUGGAGUGGGAACGAGAGCUCUGCAGCAUGAGAUUCACGUUAGAACAAGAAACAAAGAAGAAAAAUGCUUAUACAUUAUAUGAAAACACUAAGGAUGACUUGAAAAGAAAAGAGAAACAAUACAAUGAGCAAGUUUACCUGAAACAACGACUUGAAAGCACUGCCCGAGCAGUAGAAUGCAAACUGAAGAGCAUAAGGAAUAAACCAAAUCAGGUUUUAGAAGAGCAAAAUGACGCUCAGAGACAACUUUCUCGAGAGCAGAAUGCCAGAGUAAUACAAGAUGAAAUCCUGGCCCAUCAUCUUUCCCAACAAAAGGAGGCAGAAAAGGCUAAUAAGAAAAUGAAUGCUAAGGACACAAUGGAUUUUGAGCUGUCUGACCCAAAAGAUAGCAGCGAGGUGCUUCCUCAGCAACUUCCUGAAGCUGAAAGUCAAUUCCGUGGCCCAGAAAUUGAGCUCCAUCCCAGGAGAGAUGCUCUUAGACCAACGACGUUGGUAUUAGAGUGUGUGCAUAGAGACCGAGGCCAAGCCCAGUGUUCAAACAAGGAAACUGAAGCCUUGUCUCAAAGCAAACAAGAGGAAGUCAACAAAUACAUUGGAAAGCAGGCAUUCCUGAAGGAGACAAUAUGUAAACUACAAAGUGAAAACAUGUUGCUUCGACAGCAACUGGAAGUUGCUCAAAAUGAAGCCAGAAGUGAAAAGACAAUACUUAAUAUCCCAGAGCUGUUUCCGGAUCACAUGGGAAAACUUGAAGCCAUGAGCAGACGAGUUCUGAUGCUGGAGGAAGGAAACAAGGAAUUAAUUGAUGAAUCCAAAUGUUUAAAGGACAGACUGUAUCAGUAUGAAACGGACAGAGCAGAAAUGGAAGCCUGUAUGAGACAGCUUCAGCAAGAGCUGACUGACACCCGAAAGAAAGCGUCCAUGUUGGAAGCUUCCCUGGAGGUGACGGCACAUCAUCAGACUGAUGUAGAAGCUGAGACACAGGAGUCAGAGAGGAAAUCACGUCAAACUGCGAACCCAGUACGUGUGAAAUUCAGCACGUUGGCCAAUGCUGAUCUUCCAGCAAAAGUGAAAUCUGCAUCUUCAGUACUUCUCCAUCUGAGUGCAGAAACUCAACGUUUUCUAAAGGAGUUAUUUAUGAAAGAAUUGCAAAAGAAAUCUGACACACUGGAGGAGGAGAAAAAGCAGUUGGAAGAAGAAGUAGUGCACCUCAGGCGUCACCUGGAAAUGAACGCAGUGGAACGCAGUCCAGUGGAGCAGUACAAACGGGAGACGGAGGAGCGAGCAAGAUGGGAUGUAGUGGAAAUACUGAAAGAACUCAGUCAAGUCAUGCAGUACAGACAGGAGACUGAAGAAGAAGCAAGGCAGCAUAUUGCAGAAAAAUUGAAAGAAAUCAGCCAGUUUUUACAGGCCCAAGCAGCAUCUCAAGAAGACUUAAGAGAGUAUAAACGUGCUUCAGUAAGUCAAAUGGAACACAGAGUUAAAGUUCUGGAAACGGAACUGAAAAGUAAGACUUUUCAGUUUGAUUCUAAUGAAAAAGAAUUGGAAGAAUACAGGCAGCUGUACCUGGAAGAGCUAAAAAAUAGAGUGUCAUUGGCAAAUCAGCUAAACUCCGCUAAUGAGAGGCUGGCAGCAGUGAGCACUGAGCUUCAGCUGGAGAAACAGCACAAGAGUUCUUUCCUCGGCUCUGUUCCCGCACGGCCUGUUGACAGACCGCCUUCUGCUGAAAGUUCUAGUACUGCUGAAAGUUCUAGUACUAGCGUGGAGCCCAAAAGGAGUCUCACUCAAAGAAGGAACUUACGGAAUUUUUCACACCCUACAACUAGCAUGAGCGCUCUGUUCAAGACACAGAGGAAGCUGAUAAACAGUAUCUCUAGAGAAUUAAAAGAAGCUACUACUGAACUUCAAUCUAAGUCCUACGGACUCUCGUAGGCUUGAUGGACGAGUCAAGUCUAAGUGAAGAUCUGGUUUCAAAAGCACGUCAAGUACAUGUGGAGAUUUUGAAGAAAAAGUGUACGAUCUACAAGAUAAAUAGUAAACAUUUUACCUGCUGGGCUGUUUGCCUAACAUUUUUGUUAGUUCCCGUUAAGUAAGAUACUGACAAUGUUUAUUAAAGGAAAAUAUCCUUAUACUGUAUGUGCAUGAUUAAAGUUUAUGAAGUGUUUCAAACCACA